Molecule: messenger RNA, 1455 nt
Organism: Guillardia theta CCMP2712
Lineage: Eukaryota; Cryptophyceae; Pyrenomonadales; Geminigeraceae
Exons: 1
Coding region: 1-1455 (484 amino acids)
Source: RefSeq, a predicted model, not a curated record
AUGGAGGGCUCGGCAUGUCCGCACUUCACGCUUGGGCUGCCUGCCAUGCCGGACCACGGCGUAGACGAUUGCGAGCCGAACAAUGGCGUGCGUGGUGAAAGGAGGGAGGAAGAGGAAGAAGGAAGGGAAGAGACACGGGUGGGAGCGAGGGAUACGAGGUCGUACAAGACGUUGUCAGAGAGUACGAAAUUGAGAAUGCACGAGAUCAUCGAGUUCAUCAGGAGGAAAGCAGCAGGCGAGGACCAUGGAAGCUACUCGGAAGCCGUGUACGAGCCGGAAAGGUUGGAGCUGAAGCUGCCUCUGACUUGGAUGUGCGUGAAGAGAUUGUUUGGAUAUCUGGUCAGGAGGAGAGACCAUUCGUGUCCGAGAAAGAGGAGGAUACGUGAGGACGAAGAGACAGACAGCGACACCAGUGCUUCCAAUGAGUCUGAUGACAUGCACGAAGGUGAUAGAAAGAUUGCGGAAAAGAGGGUUUCGCGGUCAUUUGGGGUGCUAGAGGGGUACCGAGAUGCAUUGAAGGAGUAUUAUUGUUUGCACAACGUUCCUUUCACAGCCAUCGGCGUUGUCGAAGAGACUGGGAUGUCAUUAGAGGAGAAUCUAGAUGAGUUCAUCCAGAGUUCCUCCGUGCAUCUGAAGCAGGAGCCAUCCGAUGGAACCCGACAGCAAGACCAUGCAAUCAGCCCCAAACGAAAGAAUAUCAGCCAAGAAAACACACGAAUGCAGCAAGAGGCGCAGCAUUUGCAUUUGCGCAAGCAGCUUAAGAGAACCAUUUGUGAUGUUCCGAAGGCAGACGGGGGUUCUGUAUGGAGUCAAUUGGCAACGAAGGGAGAUAACCUAGACUCUCAAGAGGAACUCGAACAAGUAGACAUUGACAUGAUGGACAGCGUUGUUGAGCAGCUGCAAGUCUUGUUCGAUGCUCCGAGCAAAUCAAGGGAUGCAUGCAGCCAUGCUGAUAAGAGGAGGAGGUCAAAGGAAUCACUGGCUGCGGACGACGCCACUGCCGGAGAUGCCAUUUCGACAAAGGAACCUUUUGAAGUAGACGACCACCUUUCAAUGGUGGCCAAGAACUACAGGUUGCCCCACAAUGUCGAUUGCAGGGAUCUAUGGGAACUAUGGCACUUAGGAGAGCAGAGGAUUAUGAAUGGAGCUUGCAAGAAGAUUGGGCCUUUGAAACAUUUGUUGGCACAUGAGUAUUGCAGUGAUGCCCUGGGGAAAGAUCUGAAGAAGGCAAGGGAGGUCGUGGAGACCCUGGAGGAAACUGCAAGGACAUUGGGCGAUUUACAAGAUGGGGAAAGCAUCGACAUAGAAAACUACCACAGGGUCUUUGACCGAGCCUACAAGGCGCUGAUCAAGAGAUUCUAUGGAGAAAGAGCAUGGGAGCAGCAGGAGAAUAGUUAUUACUUCAUGUCUUACGUCACUGUGCACCAACAAAUCUGCAGCUUGAGAGCAGCUUGA